Peronospora farinosa is the source of this 2265-nucleotide messenger RNA. The record is from the annotation of a GenBank genome assembly. NCBI's taxonomy places the organism in Eukaryota, Oomycota, Peronosporomycetes, Peronosporales, Peronosporaceae.
AUGCCGAGCUUUUGUCCCAAAUGCGGGGACUAUGUGGAGGAAGAUGCGUGCAAGAAGUGCGGUGAGAUAGCGGUAACAGCCAAGGAGAACCCAUGGAAGACAGCAGCCAUGGUGCCCGGAGGCGACCAGAUGAGCGUCCCAGCGUUGCCCACAGCUUUUACUGCAGCUGCACGCAUUCAGAUGAUAGGGGUGCAGCCCGUAUUGGAGCCCGCUCGCAAGGAGAAAGCGGAGGCGCGCUUUAAUUUUGUGCCGCAAGACUCGAGCACACAGUUGGCGCUGUCGAAGGGUGACGAGGUAGACGUCGUGCGCAAAGAUAGCGACGGCUGGUGGUUUGUCAUUAAGGACGGCGAGAAGGGCCUCGUGCCAGGCUCGUACCUGCACAUUGAGAACCCUAUCGUCCCCGUCGCAGACGCUGCAAUUCUCGCGGCGCGCGAGGCCUCCAACCAGAGAUUUAUGGAGAUACAGCGCAACUCUGGGGCCAGCACGCAUGGAUCAGAGCCAGGCAUGGAAUACCAGUCGCUGCUUGGACUAGAAGCGCUCGCGAUGGCAGACUCUUGCGCGCCAAAACCACCGAGUGGACCUGUGCGUGCAGAUGCAAAGUCGGGUGGCACUGAAUUUAAGCCUAAAGAGGUGCGCAAGUUAAGAAAGUGCUACGCUUGCAAGGAGACCAUUCUGGGCCGAACGAAAGUAUGCAAGGAGCAGAUUUUUCAUGAGAUCUGCCUUCUGUGCAGAGGCUGUCGAGAGUCGAUUGAAGAAGACGAAGACUUUACAUUGAUCAAGAAAAAAGCGUACCAUGCUGAGUGUGCUAACGACGUCAACCACUGCUUCGUUUGCGACAAGGAGAUCUUGGGCCGAGUGUAUCGAGCUGGCGACGGCGCUUUCCACAAGCUCUGUAUGGUCUGCUCCGUGUGUAACAAAAAGUCUAAGGAAGCUGGAGCAAAGUUGGUAAACGACCUUUUCGUUUGCGGCGAUUGCGUUGCGGAGAAAGAGAGAAAAGAGAAGGAGGAGACAGAAGCUGCGCUUGAACGCGAACGAGCUGCUGCCAAAGCAAAGGCAGAAGAGGAAGCAGCUAUUGCUGCUGCAAGGGCGUUAGAGGAAGAGAAGGAACGAAUCGCUCAAGAGGCUCAGAUAGCUGCCGAAGAGGCUGCUCGUGCAAAAGCCAUUGCAGAAGCAGAAAUAAAAGCAGCAGAGGCUAAGAUGUUACAAAGUGGCGCUGUUUGUGUUUCGAAUGGCAAUAGUCGGUUUGGAAUUGAUAGCCUUCGAUCCAGUACGUCGAAUCUUGACCAGUUUGAUUUGGAGGCUACACCUCUUGACAUGUCAGGGCAUAACAGCCGGAUAUCUGAAGCAUCAGAUUUGGACUCGAUUCUUAGUGACGGUGAUUAUGCUGGAUACAUGGGAACCGGCCAAAGGGAAUCGCUGCGCUUGUCGGAAGUGCUUGACCUUGAGUCUUACAAAGAUGAUCGUUUGUCCGACAUGAGCGGUAUCUUAGAAGGAGCUGCCGAACGGACGAAGCCGCGGCACUCAACAACGAUUGAAGGAAUAAUGAAUGAAAACGAAGAAGUCUUUUUGGAAGAUGAGGACGACCGAGAGCUGUGUGGCGGUUGCAAGCUUGUACUAGAAGGAGAAGCUGUUGGUGCUCUGAACCAGUACUUUCACUACGAGUGCUUCAAAUGCAGCCACUGCAGUCGUGUUAUCGCUGAAGACGAUGGUUACGCCGAGAAAAACAACCAGGCGUUCCACCAAGCUUGCUACCAGGUUCGCUUCGGCAAGAUGUGCCAUCGAUGCGACAAGGUCCUUAGGGGGAAAGUGGUUAAGGCUCUCGAUCAUCUUUACCACCCCGAUUGCUUUGUGUGCUUCCAGUGCAGCGCUUCCCUAUCAGAAAGUUUUUUUGAGCACGUAAGCCAAGCGGUUUGCGCUAAGUGCAAGCACGAAGCGAUUGUGUUAGAUGAACUUAGCCUUCCAGAGACAAUGACUCCCGUGUCCAAGGCUAUUGCUGGCUAUCGGUUCGACGCCCAGGAUGACACACAAUUGACUAUUUAUCCGGGCGACGAGGUUGCUAUUUUUCAGAAGGACGACGAUGGCUGGUGGCUGGUGGAAUUGAGAAGCAAGCGUGGCUACGUGCCAGGUUCAUAUUUGAUUGAGCGUCCUAUUGAAGAACAGCAUAAGAGUAGAGUCUGCAAGGCGGGUCUUUGCAGCUCGUGCUCAACGCAAAAUCCAGCAGAGGCACGCUUUUGCCGAAGCUGUGGCAACAAUCUCAAAGCCUAA